Arachis duranensis is the source of this 375-nucleotide messenger RNA. RefSeq names its product non-specific lipid-transfer protein P5-like. The transcript is spliced from 2 exons. The record is from RefSeq and is a predicted model, not a curated record. Lineage: Eukaryota; Viridiplantae; Streptophyta; Magnoliopsida; Fabales; Fabaceae. Gene Ontology annotation, biological process: lipid transport. Bases 1 to 375 code for a protein of 124 amino acids. Gene Ontology annotation, molecular function: lipid binding. Gene Ontology annotation, cellular component: membrane.
AUGGCAAGGUCAAUUUUCCCUAAGGUAGCAUGCAUGGCCAUCAUGAUGAUGAUGAUGUGCAUGAUUAUGGAUCUAAUUUCACUUACCCAAGCUGGUCCAUCAUGUGGGAAUGUUCAAGAUGCUUUGUCACCAUGCAUUCGAUACGUUACUGGAAUUGACAAUAAUGUCCCUGGAGCAUGUUGUAAUGGGAUCAAGAAGGUGAAGAGCCAAUCCAAGACCACACAAGAUCGUAGAUCUGUUUGCAAGUGUAUCAAAACCACUGCUCAUAGCAUUAAGAAGUUAAACAUUCACAAGCUUGCUGGGCUCCCUGCAAAGUGUGGAGUUAACUUGCCCUACAAGUUAUCUCCCUCUAUUGAUUGCAACAGGAUUAAUUAA